UUCCAAACUGGGCUGUCCUGUCCAGGGCUGAGCCCACCGGUAUUAAUAGAUCAGCCUUGUGUUAACUCAGCUGCCAGAGAUACCAGCUCUGAGCGUGUGAGAGUGUGUCUGCCUGUCCUCCUUCAGCCCUGGGAGCUGUCAGGACAAACUCUGUGAAGGACAGAGAAGAAGACAGGGAUUCCUCGCUUACUGUCCCUCGGUGCUGUCGGUUCUGAGCAGACCCCCACAGCCCCCUGGUUCUCAACACUGUCGCGUGGCAAGACCCCUCACCCCUGGCUGACCUCUGACCCUUGCAACUGCUCAGACAGCCAUGGAGCUGUCAUCUCGCUUGGCCCUCUGGGAGCAGAAGAUUCAGGAGGAGAAGAGGAGACCAGUGCCUGCUGAGCCACCCCCACCGCUCUCCGCUGCUCCGGGCGGAUUCAUCCGGCAGCUCGUCCGCGAGACGGAGCAGGAGGCCAAGAGGAAGGAGCCGGAGCCCCUGGCUUGUGCGUCACGGGAGGAGAAGGCGCCCAGCAAGCUCAGCGAAAACCUAGUCCUUCCCUUCCUGCCCCCUCCAGAAGAGAUCCCCCCCCCAGAGCGAGAGAUGAGCAGCUGGUCACCCCUGCUGGUCAAUGGUGUCCACUGUGACGAUGAUGGGCAGCACCAGGCUGCCACAGGCACCAAGAAAUCAGCCAGGAGGAUGAAGUCACCAAAGCCGGGAGGACAAGGGGCGGAGCCUUGGUCUGCCCAGCCCCAGAAGAACCAAUCAGAGGAGCAGGACACUGCCCAUGGUAAACAGGAAGAGGCCAUCGCCGUGGAAGCGAAGGAGGACAGACAGGCAGACAAGGAGCUGAAGGAGAAGGAGGGAGAGGAGGUGCAGAAAGGAGCAGAGAGCGAGAGACAGGAGCCUGAGGGGCAGACAGCCGAGAGCAGCACCACGGAGCAGAGGGAUGUGUGGUACGAGGCCUGCCAGGUGUGGCAUGUGCACAGAGACGGCUUCACUCCAGCGACACAGCUGAAGCCGGAUGUGGGGACCCCAGAGCUGCCCGAGGGGAGAGUGAGGGUCCGUCUGGAGACAGAUGGGUCGGUGCUGGAUGUCCAGGAGGACGAGAUCGAGAAGGCCAACCCCCCCGAGCAGGCCCUGGCGGAGGACCUGAGCACACUGCAGUGUGUGAACGAGUCCAGCGUGCUGCACACGCUGAUCACACGCAGCCUGGCCCAGCAGCACCUCACCCUGGCCGGGCCCAACAUGAUCGCCCUGCGCCCGCCGCCCCCCACUCCAGGCAAGGCGUCAAAGUUGCGGCGGCCAGACCCCGCCCCCUCGCUGUCACGCCUGCUGGCUCAGCGUCUGUAUGGCGCCAUGCUCCGGCAGAGGAAGGACCAGACCCUGGUGAGCCUGGGCCGCAGUGGAGCGGGCAAAACCACUGGCUGCCAGGAUGUGGCAGAGGAGCUGAUACGACACGCUGGUACAGCGGGCAGCAUCGUCACGGUGGAAAAGCUGAAGGCCGUGCUGACGGUGCUCCGGGCAUUUGGCUGUGUGAAAACACGGCACUGCGAUUCCUCCUCCCGCUUCUCCAUGGUGCUGUCACUGGACUUCAACCACGCGGGCCGAGUGUCUGCAGCUCAUGUGCAGACCAUGCUGCUGGAGCACUGGAGAGUGACCCGGAGGCCAGAGGGAGAAGACACCUUCCACGUCUUCAAGCAGCUGCUGGCGGGACUGAGCCCGGAGCUGAGGACUGAGCUACACUUGCACCAGAUGGCUGAAGGCAACCUGUUUGGCAUCACUUCAGUGAAGAAGGUGGAGGAGAAGCAGAAAGCCGCAGUGGCCUUUGGGAAGUUGCAGGCUGCCUUGGGAACGCUGGGAUUAUCAGACAAUGAGCAGCGAGCAAUCUGGCACGUGCUCGCUGGGAUAUACCACUUGGGAGCAGCGGGGGCUUGCAAAGUGGGCAGGCGGCAGUUCCUGCAGUUCGACAGCGCGCAGCACGCGGCCGCCGCGCUGGGCUGUGAGGGGGAGGAGCUGUCCACUGCCGUCUUCAAGCACCACCUGCUGCACCUACUCCAGCAGGCCACCGGGGGCGCCAGAGAGCGGCCAGGCCGGGACCGCGACCGCAGCACCGAUGGUCCCAGGCUCACAGCGGUGCAGUGUGUGGAGGGCAUGGCAGUGGGGCUGUACGAGGAGCUUUUCAGCACCGUGGUCUCUCUCAUCAACAGGUCACUGUCUUCCCAGCAGCUGACGCUGGGCUCAGUCAUGCUGGUAGACACCCCAGGUUUCCAGAACCCGCGGCACGGGGAUGAAGAGAGGGCGGCUGGCUUCGCAGAGCUCUGCCACAACUACGUCCAGGAGCGCCUGCUGGACCUCUGCUACCAGCACACCUUCUCCAGCACGCUGCAGCGGUACCAGCAGGAAGGAGUGAGUGUGCUGUUCGAGCCCCCGGAGACGAGCCCAGCUCAGGUGGUGUGCCUCUUCGACCAGCCCACCCUGCAGGUGCGCUCGGCCAACGGCGCCCCCCAGGGGCUGCUGUGGGUGCUGGACGAGGAGGUCCUGACUCCGGGCUCCAGUGAGGCGGCGGUGCUGGAGAGAGUCUGCUCUUACUUCGGAGACACAGUGCGGCCGUGUGAGCAGCCCCUGCAGUGUGAGGUUGCCCACCAGCUUGGCGGCGACCCGGUCCGGUAUGACCUGAGCGGCUGGUUCAGUCUGGUCCAGGCCAACCCAUCUGCAGCCAAUGCCAGCACCCUGCUGCAGCAUUCCAGCCUGCAAGUGGUGCGCAGCCUUUUCGCCCCCCGGUCUGCUGUCCCCCCUUUCUGCCGGGGACUGGGGGGUGUGGAGGGGGGGUCCCAGCGGUCACUGCAGAGAGCUGGCAUCGUCAGGAAGACCUUCAGCGGGGGGCAGGCAGCCCUGAGAGGACGAUCGGCCUGUGUCACUAUCAAACUGCAGGCAGUGAGUGCGACAGACAUGGGCUAUCCUGACCACAUGUCCCUCUGCGACUUCCGCUGCCGUUUCCAGGCUCUCUCUCCUCAGGUGAUGAAGAGGUACGGCUCUGUCUUCAUCACUCCGGAUGAGAGGAAGGCAGUGGAGGAGUUACUGGUGGACCUGGACCUGGAGAAGAGAAGCAUUGUUAUAGGACUCAGCCAGGUGUUCAUGAAGAGGGGUGUUCUGGCAUCCCUGGAGCAGCAGCGGGAGAAACUGGUCUCUGGUUGGCUGGUUCUCCUGCAGGCAGCCUGUCAGGGUCACUUGGCCAGACAGCGAUACCGGCGCAUGAAAGUUCAGGAGAUGGCUGUGCGCUGCGUCCAGAGGAACAUGCGUGUCCUGUCCGCAGUACGCGACUGGGCCUGGUGGCGGCUUCUGGGCCAAGUUCGCCCCCUGCUGGACGUCAACAUUGACGAUCAGAGAUACAGAGCCAAGGAGGAAGAGCUCUGCGCCCUGAGACGAAGGCUGGAGAAAUCCGACAAGGAGAGGAAUGAUCUGAGACAGAGUGCUGACUCUCUGGAGACCAAGGUCACUGCCCUGACCUCAGAGCUGACCGACGAGCGUUUCCGUGGCGAUGCCCUGUGCCAGGCUCUGGACAGCGAGAGGGCUGAGAGACUGAGGCUGGCCCGAGAGAACAAGGAGCUGCAGGGGCGGCUGCAGCAGGUGCAGGUCUGUCUGGAGGAGGUGGAGAAGAAGUUGGUGGAGGCGAAGCAGGAGGUCAACACACACAAGCUGGAGACAACAGGCAGCCCAGCCAGCGAGAGCGAGUGGCAGCUGCGGUAUGACUGCGCGCAGACGGAGAUCGAGUUCCUGCGCAAGCGGCUGCGGCAGAGCGAGGAGCGCCUGGAGAGCGAGCUGGGGGCGCGGCGGCAGCUGGAGGCGAAGCUGGCUGACCUCCAGACCCAGUGUGAGGAGUCGAAGCGCAGUGCAGCCACCCUGCGACGGAGGUGUCGGCACGUGACCUCUGACCUCCAGGACGCCCGUGUGCUGAUUGACAGCCUGCAGACACGCAGUCACGAGCUGGAGAGAAAACAGAGGAGGUUCGAUGCAGAACUGGCCCAGGCACUGGAGGAGGCAGCUAACGAGAGGACCCUGCAGGAGAGGGGCACUUUGGAGACCACAGCCCUGCAGGGGGAGCUCUUUACCACACAGCACAGCCUCCAGGAGUCACAGGCAGCAGUGAGUCGUUUGGAAAAGGAGAAGAUGGAGCUCAGUGCCCGGAUUGCAGACCUCUCCUCCCCACAAACCCUAUCGCCUGACUCGGCUGCCACUCUGAAGAGACAGCUGAGGGAGCUGGAGACUUGCAACACCGAGCUGGAGCUGGAGAUCAGCCGACACAAGACAACCAUCCAGCAGCAGGAGCAGACGCAGCGGCGUUACGAAAUGGAGAUGGAGAGAAUGAAGCAGAUUCACCAGAAGGAGCUGGAGGACAAAGAGGAGGAGCUGGAUGAUGUGCAGAAGUCAUCACAGAGACGACUCAGGCAGCUGGAGAUGCAGCUGGAGCAGGAGUACGAGCAGAAGCAGUUGGUCGUCCAUGAGAAACAUGACCUGGAGGGGCUGAUUGCCACACUAUGUGAACAGAUUGGGCACCGUGAUUUUGACGUGGAGAAGCGCUUGCGGCGCGACCUCAAGCGCACCCACGCCCUGCUCAGCGACGCUCAGCUGCUGCUGUCCACCCUGGACUCACCUGGGCAGGGAGCAAGCAGACAAGAGCUGGACCGACUGCACUGCCAGCUGGAGGAGAGUGAGGCCAGAUGUGCAGAGGCCCUGAGCCUCCAGAGGACUCUGGCUGCAGAGCUGGAGAACGCACAGCUGGAGCUGGAGAACAUCUGUCGCCACAAGAGCCUGGUGGAAAAUCAGCUGGUCCAGCUACAGCACGAGAAGUCUGACCUGCUGAAGCGACUGGAGGAAGACCAGGAUGACCUAAACGAGCUGAUGAAGAAACACAAGACUCUCAUAGCACAGUCCUCCAGUGACAUCGUUCAGAUCCGGGACCUGCAGGCAGAGCUGGAAGAGGUCAAGAAGGAACGACAGAGCAUGCAGGAAAAGCUGGAGCUCAGCGAGAGCCGGAUUCAGCACCUAGAGAGAUCCAUGGUGGAGCGCAGCAUUGUGAGCCGACAGGAGGCCCUGGUCACCGACCUGGAGAACAAGCUGGAGUUCCAGAGGGGCCAGAUCAAGAGGUUUGAGGCACUGGUGCUGCGGCUGAGGGACAGCGUGGUGAGGCUCGGGGAGGAGCUGGAGCAGGCCGCGGACUCGGAGGCGAGGGAGAAGGAGAGCUCGCGCUAUUACCAGCAGAGACUCGCUGAGAUGCGCGUGGAGCUGGAGGAGCUGGCGCAGAGAGAGCUGGAGAGCAGCCGUCGCCGGAUCGAGCUGGAGAUGCAGGUGGAGGAGCUGACUGCAGUCAGGCAGACAUUACAAGCUGAUCUGGAGACAUCGAUCAGGCGCAUCGCAGAUCUGCAGACAGCCCUGGAGGAGGAGUCCAGUGAUGAGAGUGAUUCUGAGAGUGUGCACACCACGGUGGACUCCACUGGGAGGAAGAGAGAUGUGUAAGACUCUGCAUGGCGCUGUGGGGUGUGUGUGUCUUUCCUGAGCCGGCAGGGACAGCUGCAGCAGGGGCUGUGAUGUGCUGCUUGCACAAGCACCUGCUGGAGAGGAUCAGCCACAAGAACUCCCUCCGGCUCCAUCCCAGGGCCAGAUACCGGUCAAGGGCUCCCUACUCUUUGCCUGCAGUGAAAAGGGAAACCUUUUUCUGAGAGUGAGGAGGCUAAUUGGCACAGAAUCUGCUACAAGACAAGCAGAUCUGCAAAUACAACACCAGCCCCCAGGGGGAUCCCUCACAGUAUUCCACUGCAGCUGUGAGUUACAGCUGAUACGUUUGUCUUUAUGGCUUUUGCAGGCAUCAAUAUAAGCUAUAUAAGGUCAGGCUGUUUGCUGCAGCAAACCUGCCUGUGACAAAGAACCCCAGGUAGCUUGCGUAGCAAAGGGCUGAGAGCAGGGAGAGCUGUUCAUGCCCUGUAGUUGUGACCGGGGCACUGGCCUGCUGUAACUGUCCCAGCCGGGCUCCGCAAUGUGCAGCGAGCUCUGGAGAUAAAGCAUUGAUUAUAGUGGAAAUGCAGUGGAAUUACAGUGAAUACAGUGGAAUUACAAUAUGGAUCCCGGGAGUUUACAGUGUGAACACAGUAGAGUCACAGUGUGAAUGUUGUGGUGCUGCAGUGAAGAUUCACAAAGAAUGCAGUUAUGUGAUUUUGCUGCUCUAUUAUUAAAACUUACUGUAGGGAAGCGAAUGCGUUUUCACAGUUUCUAUAUGGUUGCACUCACUCUCCCACAUUUUUUUAUGCCUUACCACUGGUUUACUUUACUCUGCUUUACCCACUUACAGUAGAACACUAUCCGCUUUCACGAAGGCAUGCAAUGACUGUAUUAUCAGUGCUUUCAGGGUUGUGCAAUACAGUGACUCUCUCCUGCAUUGCUGUGUGCAGUGCAGUGACGUCUUUGCUGAAGUUUUGUGUUCAGUGCAGUGAUUGUGUGCCACAUUAUCAUCAAUGUGUUCCAGUGCAGUGCACCGACUGUGCUG
Messenger RNA from Lepisosteus oculatus (spotted gar), 6521 nucleotides. The record is from RefSeq and is a predicted model, not a curated record. Lineage: Eukaryota; Metazoa; Chordata; Actinopteri; Semionotiformes; Lepisosteidae.